CUUCGUUAACGUGAAAUAAUCGUUUCAAGGGUACCCACAAUUUACAGUAAACCGUAUAGGUACUAGUUGUAGGUAAGUAUGUAGUAUAAGGUCUAUGCGGUAAACAGUCGUACUACGCUACCUGCCCAACCUAUAUAACUGAUGAUUAUUUAUUUAUUUAAAUUAUUUUUUUGCUCAACCUACUCAACCCAUGGCGAUAUAACGAGACGAGGCCAGUGCGUCCCGCCAAUAUCUUAUUCAAAUUUACAAAUUAUUUAAGUACUUAUUGUAAUAAAUUAUUUGUUUAGGAUAUUGGUGCCUCAGAAGCACGUCUACGAGACCUGUAAGGCUGUAAAUAUAUAAAGGGGAAUUAUUGGCUAUCGCUAUAGCUUGAAAAAUGUUAUUAAUCGAUAGAUUAAACAGAUUUGAGGAACGACAAACAAUUAAUAGAAACACUGGCCUUCGAAAAGUUUUUACAUGCGAAUAUUCCACUUAAUUAUCCUGAAAUAUCAUUUCAAAUGUAUAAUGACUUAACAAAUAUAGACAGAUUAUAAUAUUUGCAAAAGUAUUAAAUAUAAUAAAACUACAGGUCCACGGGUCCAAAAAUGUGUAAACACGCGAUUAGUUUGUCUAUAAAUAUGAGGUUGUAUCAAAUUUUCGUACAGUUACUCGUACACUUAAUACUAGUAAGCUUUUUGAACGUUUGCAAAAAUGGCAUUCAAUAUACACAUAUCUGGACCAAAAGUGAUUAUGCAUAAUAAAACAAUAGCAGAAAUGUUCGUGGAUCAAUUGAAUAACAACGAAGGUCUUUUUGGUAUCGACUGUUCUACCGGUAAAGAGUACGGUUAUCCAAAUUUGAAAAAAGACGUUUUGGCAAUGGCUACUGCAUUUAAAAAACAUGAUUUUGGACACGGAGACGUCGUGAUGAUUACGGACUAUGGCUCGUACGAAGCGCAAGUAGUUCUGUUAGCUGGGAUUUUGAUCGGAGCAACUAUAGCUGCGUUGGAUCACAACUUAAGAAAAAGUGUCUUGAUAGCGCUCAUUGACGAGUCCAAGCCAAGCGUAUUAUUUUGUAAUACACUUAGUAUAAGUACAAUAACAGAUGUUUUAAAUAAUAUUACGCAUCAACCGAUACUGAAGAUUUCUACCAUGGUUCGUGACGGCUUUACUACAUAUUCGAGUAUCGUUGUUGCGGCGGAAGAAAUUUUGUAUGUCCGUCCGAUAAAAUCAAAAAAUCCAAUAGGUCCAUGUGCUAUUAUAUAUUCGAGUGGUACUACAGGAACCCCGAAAGGAAUUUAUUUGUCUGAUGACGCCAUGAAAUCAGCUUUAAUAUCAUUCAAGCAGUCAUUAAUGGAAGAACCUAUUGAAAAUAAAUUUAUGAUCACUUCUCCUAUAUUUUGGUACACGGGAAUUUUAUUAAUGAUGCUCGGUAUUCAUUUUGGCAAACCAAGACUAUUUUUCUCGACAAAAUCAACCACUGAACAAAUACUUGGUUCAAUAGAAAAAUUUAAACCAACAUUUAUGAUGACUGGUGUAGCUACAAUCAAUGAAAUGAUGUCCUGUCAAAUGGCAAAUGGCCACAAGUUUAAUAUACAGAGUUUAAGGACAUGCGUAGUUGGUGGAUCUUCGAUGCGAGCAGAUCUACAAAAGACAGUAGUAAACAAUUUACUACAGGGAAGGAUACCGAUUAAACAAGGGUACGGUGCAUCUGAACAAGGUAUUAUAGCGGUUUGGUCGAUGGAUUCGGAUAUAGAUACCGUCAGAGACGGAUCUGUCGGGAGACCAGCAGCUGGUAUAAAAAUCAAAGUCGUUAGCUUGGAAACUGGCGAAUGUGUUGGCCCAAAUACUGAAGGCGAAAUUCGUAUUAAAUCGGUGUCCAACAUGAUGGGAUAUGUCAAUGACAUGAAAAAAACGAUUUGUUCGUACGACGAGGACGGUUGGUUCAGGAGCGGUGAUAUUGGAUACUAUACGGACGAUUGCUGUUUGUUCAUUGUCGGUCGAAUUAAAGAGAUGAUGAUUUACAAAGACCAGAGGAUCGCUCCAAUCGACAUAGAAACCGUAUUGUUAAGUCAUCCUGCCGUACUCGAUGCCGGAGUGACGGGAAAAUACAGUAUUCACGGAGAUUUGUUGAUAGGAGUUGUCAAAGUCAAAUCUGGUCAAAAUGUCGCACCCGACGUACUCGUAUCGUAUGUCAAUGAUAGAGUGAAAGACUACGAGAGACUGCGUGGCGGUAUUAUAUUCGUAGACGACGUGCCUAGAUCUCCAGCCGGUAAAUUGAAACGAGAAGAACUUCUUAAGCUCGUACAAUAAUUGUAUUUACAUAUAAUUCAUUAUUAUUAAUAAAAAAAACAUAACAGUAUAA
Molecule: messenger RNA, 2341 nt
Organism: Rhopalosiphum padi (bird cherry-oat aphid)
Lineage: Eukaryota; Metazoa; Arthropoda; Insecta; Hemiptera; Aphididae
Exons: 9
Coding region: 691-2289 (532 amino acids)
Biological process (GO): fatty-acyl-CoA biosynthetic process; long-chain fatty acid metabolic process
Molecular function (GO): long-chain fatty acid-CoA ligase activity
Source: RefSeq, a predicted model, not a curated record